UGACCAAAUCCAAGAUGGCAGGGGAAGUUGUCUUUAGUUCAGGUUACUCCUGUAGCUUCGAGUUUUUUCCUCUUCCUCUAGUCGUCGCUUUCCUUGACCAAAUCCAAGAUGGCGGGGGAUUUCUUUCUGUGAAGAGGUUGCGGCUGUUCGAAGGGAAUAUUUCCGGCUUCUCCGACCGGAAAUGAACAGGAAAGGCUUGGGAAAGCUUGAUUGAGAAGAAAAAAGAGAAAGAGUGGGGAGAGGAGGGAAAGAUGUCGGUGGAUUACGCGGCGGGCCUGUCGCCGUACGCGGACAAAGGCCUGUGCGGCCUACCGGAGUCCUUUGACACUCCAGAUGAACUGGAGGAGAAGAUCUCUCGCUUGGCGGACCUUAUCCGGGAGGCUUCCAAUGUCGUCUUUCACACUGGAGCCGGCAUCAGCACCUCUUCGGGAAUCCCAGACUUCCGAGGCCCCAAUGGGGUCUGGACUCUGGAGGAGCGUGGCUUGCCUGCCAAGUUCGACACCACCUUUGAGGGGGCAUGCCCCUCCCCAACCCACAUGGCACUGCUGGGCCUCCAACAGGCUGGCCUCCUGCACUUCCUAGUCAGCCAGAAUGUGGACGGCCUUCAUGUUCGGUCCGGCUUCCCCAGGGACAAACUGGCCGAGCUACACGGGAACAUGUUUGUGGAGGAAUGCAUGAAGUGUGGCAAGCAGUAUGUGAGGGACACAGUGGUGGGGACGAUGGGCCUGAAGCCGACGGGGAGACUGUGCGACGUCUCCAAGCGCCAAGGGCUCCGCUCCUGCAGAGGGAAGCUGAUAGACACCAUCUUAGACUGGGAAGAUUCCCUGCCUGAUCGGGACCUCCAUCUUGCCAGCGAAGCCAGCAGGAAGGCCGACCUCUCCAUCACGUUGGGGACUUCCUUGCAGAUCAAGCCCAGUGGGGACCUGCCUCUGCUGACCAAGCGGAAGGGCGGCCGGCUGGUCAUCGUCAACCUCCAGCCCACCAAACAUGACAAGCAUGCUGACCUGCGCAUCCACGCCUACGUGGACGAAGUCAUGACCAAGCUGAUGACGCUCCUGGGGCUGGAGAUCCCCAAAUGGACGAUGGCAGCACUGGACGAGGCCAAGCCUGCCACUGACGUCCCACUGUGCACCAAAGAGGAGAAGGCCCCACUUUGCAACAGCAUGGCUCUCCCCAAAAAGGAGCCUUGUGCUCCGGAUGCCAAGCGAUUCAAGCUCGAGCUGCUCCCUUCCUGACGGACCCUCCAUUCUUCCCUCCCUCCAGCUCUGUGUCUUUGCGCUGCCUUUGUAUGUAUGUCUGGGUGGAAACCCGUUGUGACUUUUUUAAAGACUCUGCCUCAUCUAC
Messenger RNA from Anolis sagrei ordinatus, 1344 nucleotides. RefSeq names its product sirtuin 6 (gene SIRT6). Lineage: Eukaryota; Metazoa; Chordata; Lepidosauria; Squamata; Anolidae. Gene Ontology annotation, biological process: negative regulation of transcription by RNA polymerase II. Gene Ontology annotation, cellular component: nucleus. The record is from RefSeq and is a predicted model, not a curated record. Gene Ontology annotation, molecular function: transcription corepressor activity; NAD+ binding; histone H3K9 deacetylase activity, NAD-dependent.